Messenger RNA from Stylonychia lemnae, 891 nucleotides. Lineage: Eukaryota; Ciliophora; Spirotrichea; Sporadotrichida; Oxytrichidae. The record is from the annotation of a GenBank genome assembly.
AUGGAUAUUGAAAAGAUCAUUGAAUGGACUCUUAAGAACGGCUCCUCUUAUCCAGGAAAGCAUAAUUAUCCAACUGAAAGAACCUCUCCAGCUUGCAAGCCUUUAGAGCCAAAGUCUUAGAUGAUGAUUAUCUGGAAGUCAAUGAUUGAAUACUUAAACAAUAAUUUGAGAGCAGGUCGUAGUGUAAAUAUCAAGGGAUUCGGAUCAUUCACUUUUGAUAUUGACACAGAGCUUCCAAGAAUCGCAACAAAAUCAAUCAACCCUAAGACUGAUUUGGAAGAUUAGAGACUCGAUAGAAAGCAUGUUCAUAAAAUCAAGCCAGUAUUCGUCGUCGAUUCUCAAUUCCAAACACAUCUCACUAGAUAUCAUAACAAGGAAUAAAUUGUACCAGCUAAAUCUCAAAACUCAAUAUUCUAAAAGGGUUUCCGCAUGAUCUAUUGCAACCCAGUUCCAAUUGCCGCUGCCUGUUUAUUGGGUAAAGAUGUUGUGUAGGAUGCUUUGAACACAAUCUUCUUGGCCAUUCAGGAUCUUAUUAAAUACAAUAAAGAUAUUGUCCUCUAAUUCGGCUUUGCAUGCAUCUCCAUUAUCGGGAAAGCUCUAAGAACUAUGUUUUCGCAAAGUUUCAUUGAAAGCGCUUAAGACAAGACCUUUGAGCAUACUAUGAAGAGAAGUACCACUCCUGUUUCAACAAUAUGGAAGACUUCAUACACAAAGACUUUCGCAAGAUCUACUCUCGGAAAUUUGAUUUAAAAGCCAAAUCAUGAAGUAGUAUAGACUUUGAAUGAGAAGACCUAAGCCCUAAAGAUGAUGAGUUUAGAUCUGUCUUCCUCUGGGAAGCUCUAGCUUUCAAAUAGACUCUCAUCUCAAGGAAGAGGGCUUUUCAGUCCUUGA